This is a messenger RNA of Musca domestica (house fly), 2880 nucleotides long. RefSeq lists its product as uncharacterized. The transcript has 5 exons. Gene Ontology annotation, molecular function: protein binding. Bases 417 to 2855 code for a protein of 812 amino acids. Gene Ontology annotation, cellular component: nucleus. Gene Ontology annotation, biological process: regulation of transcription by RNA polymerase II. NCBI's taxonomy places the organism in Eukaryota, Metazoa, Arthropoda, Insecta, Diptera, Muscidae. The record is from RefSeq and is a predicted model, not a curated record.
AAACAAGAACAACAACAACAACAAGUCUAUUGGACAUUUAAGCAAAAUCUCCAAGCAUGGCAUCUCCUUUAGACAAAAUACGCCAGAAGAUGAUUUUUGGCAAAUUAGAAGUGAGCAAACACGAUACAAAGGUGGACACGUAGCGAAAAAACGAAAUAUUUUCAAAAGCAGCAAACGUAACGGUAGAUCUAAAUGGGGUUGGCUGCCUUAAAUGAAUGACAGGAAAGAAAAAAGAAAAUUAAACGGCAAAACAGAUUUAUGGUGCAAAUAAAAAGGAUUAAUGAAAAUAAGAGCAAAUUAAAAAAAGUAAUAAAAAUUAAUAAAAGUCAAUUUGUAGACAGACAGAUCACUUUAUGAAACAAACUAACAACUUGGCAUUUCGUAUGUAAAAGCAUCAUUUGGGGGAAAGAAAAACUAUGGAACAUCAUAAUGCCGGAACAGCAGCGACAACAACACCAGCAGCCACAGCAACAACAAAUUUGCGUUCACCACGUGACUCGGAACAAUUAUCGCAGAAAUUUCAAAAUCAACAGACACAGCAACAGUCCGCCACACAACAACAACAACAGCAACAAUAUCAUAAUUCUCAACAACAUCAGCCACAACAGCACCAUUCACACACAUCGCAAUUAUCAACACAGCAACAACAACAACAAAAUAAUGAUCAUCAACAGCAAUUCUGUUUGAGAUGGCAUAAUCAUCAGACCAGUUUACUAAGUACACUGCCCAUAUUGUUGGAUCAAAGUCAUCUAACCGAUGUUACCAUAUCGGCUGAGGGUCGGACACUGCGUGCCCAUCGUGUUGUGCUCAGUGCCUGUAGUUCAUUUUUCCUGGAGAUAUUUCGGACCCUGGAUAAUACCCAUCAUCCGGUGAUAAUUAUACCAGGAGCCUCAUUUCAGGCCAUUGUUUCGUUGCUAACCUUUAUGUAUUCGGGUGAGGUGAAUGUCUAUGAGGAACAAAUACCCACCCUAUUGAGUUUGGCCGAAACGCUGGGCAUCAAGGGCCUGGCAGAUGUUCACAACAAUUUACAGAAACCCUCACACAAAUCGACAGGGGAGCCAAAAGAUCCCGAGGAACCAGAAAAAUCCCUGACACCACCCACACCACCGCCCUCAUCCUCAUCACAGGCUAACUCAAAUAAUUUCACCAUGCCACCAACACCCCUGCAGUCAGCUUCAAGUGCCUUGGCAGCCACCAAUCUACCUCCCUCCCCCUUUAGCCCGCUACUUAAUCCUGUAUUAAAUUCCAAAUUUCCCUCUCCGCUGGAGAAUUUUUUCCUUAAAUCCUUACAAUUCUAUCCGAAUCUAAUGCAUCAGCCUUUGAAUUUUUCCCAAACUGCCCUGAACAAGACUUCGGAAAUAUUGGCCAAAUAUCAGCAGCAGUGUAAUUUGUAUCAGGCCAAUUUGGCCAUGUUGCCGCCAGCCACCGGCACAGAGGAGGCAAAUCGUAAUGAGGACAUGCAUGGCAGCAAACGGUUUUGUACGGGUCUGGAGAAGAAAUGCCCUUUAACAGGGGGACAAAUGGGUAGCUCCAGUUCCCUCUCAGUGGGUCAGCAAAAAGACAUGAAACGCAUUGAUAAAAUUGUGGAGAAUCUAAGAGGUUCAUCGCUCCCCAUGGUUGGCAGUGGCGGUGGAGGUGGUGGCGCCCAAACAAAAUUGGCAAAUCAUCAUGGCGAUGGAUCCUCCUCUCAUCUGCAGUCACAAUUAAAUCCGCUCAACAUUAAAACAUCCAUGGAAAACUUCACCGCGGCAACAUCUCCUUUAAUGGCUGGGAAAUCUUCGCUCUUCUCCUCCCCCACAUCGGCGGAACCAAAUUCCACACCAUUACCCCAUCCCCAGUUGGGUUUUACAAUAUCUCCAGAGGAUCAGCUAAAAUUGCAACAACAUUUGGAUAAAUAUGCGGCAUCUUGUGCAGCUGCAGCAGCCGCUGCUGCUGCGUCCAGUAAUGCCAAUGAGACGGCCAAACAGGACUCUAGAAGUGGUAGUGGUGCUGGGGGAGGAGGGCCGACGGAAAAAUUGUCAACACCCCAGAGUCCCCAGAAUAAAACACCGUCCAGUUCGAAGCUGUAUGCCACCUGUUUUAUAUGCCACAAACAGCUAUCGAAUCAAUAUAAUCUGAGAGUCCACCUGGAGACACAUCAGAAUGUGAGAUAUGCCUGCAAUGUCUGCUCCCAUGUGUCACGCAGCAAGGAUGCUCUACGCAAACAUGUCUCCUAUCGUCAUCCGGGAGCGCCAUCACCCUGCGAGACAGAUGCCCGGCGCAAACGGGCAAAUAAACUGUUGGCUUCGACGUUGAAUGCAGCAGCUGCAGCCGCCGGAAACUCACCAAAUGCCGAGGAUAUGAAAAUAAAUCUACCACUUACACCACCUGGUCUGCAGUCUGCCUUUCAAAAUGCCACCGGUGGUCCGGCUGGGGAAAGAUUACAACUGGAGCAUCUGCCAACAUCACCCUCCUCCUCAUCGUCCUCACAACAAUUGGCUGCCCAGUUGAGUUAUCAGCAAAUGUUUCUGCCCAAUCAAUUUCAUUUGGCUGCAGCAGCGGUACAACAGCAGCAACAACAACAUUUGAGGGAAAAACAAGAAAGUCCAAUUACCACACCAACACCCAGCGCAACACCCACAUCGGCAGCAACUCCAACCAAAGAGUUAUCCCUGAAUUUCUUAACGAAAUCAAAUGCCCUAAUAGCGGAAGAGGCUGCGGAUAAUUCACACAAAACCAUAACGCCAUCUACAACACACUCACCCACAGCCAACAACAACAACAACACAACAGCCAACAUGACAGCUACACAGGAUCAAAAUAAUGAAACAAAAUCAAUUGAUGGUGGGGGUGAGGCAAGAAAUAGUCCAACUUAGAUUUACCCCUAAGUCGUUUUUAUAG